This is a messenger RNA of Ceratosolen solmsi marchali, 1612 nucleotides long. It is a transcript of the gene PIG-V, whose product is annotated as phosphatidylinositol glycan anchor biosynthesis class V. NCBI's taxonomy places the organism in Eukaryota, Metazoa, Arthropoda, Insecta, Hymenoptera, Agaonidae. The coding region runs from base 71 to 1558 and encodes 495 amino acids. The record is from RefSeq and is a predicted model, not a curated record. Gene Ontology annotation, molecular function: alpha-1,6-mannosyltransferase activity; GPI mannosyltransferase activity. Gene Ontology annotation, biological process: GPI anchor biosynthetic process. The transcript is spliced from 2 exons. Gene Ontology annotation, cellular component: mannosyltransferase complex; endoplasmic reticulum membrane.
AUAUAUUUAGGAUAGAUAACUUCACCUAAAGAAAUUUUCAGAUAAACGAUUGUAAUGAGAAAUCUAAAACAUGUACACAGCAAGGCAGAAAGUUUAUUGGUUUGCAAUAAAUUCUCGGAUUUCGGUUUUUUUAUUGCAAGUAGUAUUUAAUGCAAUCUGCUCGGAUCAUUAUGCCGAUGCUUUCAAAACACCAUCUGACCCAAAUGAAAAAUAUUUGUUAUUAGAUGGUACAAUUGAAUUUCUUCUUGGAGGAUUGACAAGAUGGGACGCACAAUAUUACAUACACAUUGCAAAAUAUGGAUACACGUACGAGAAUACACUUGCUUUUUUCCCAUUAUUUCCAUUAUCACUGAAAUAUAUCACCGUGGUGCUUAAUAAUAUAGGUUCGUUAAUUCUUAGCUAUAGUAAUAUUAUUGUGAUAAUAGGUUUUGUAAUUAACUUUAUAUGCUUCGUUAAAGCAACGCUCAUUCUUUAUGAUCUCACCGAAGUAGUUUUUAAAAAUACCAAUGUAGCCUACAGAGCAGCCAUACUUUUCUGCAUAAAUCCGGCCAGUAUUUUUUUUACUGCUCUUUACACGGAAUCGAUGUUUGCGUACUUAACAUUUUAUAGUAUGCUAGAAAGUACAAGCAAUAAUCCCUGUGUUUUCAUAUCAUUGGGUCUUUCCACUCUUGUACGAUCCAAUGGCUUAAUCAAUAUUGGAUUUCCAAUCUAUACUUGGUUAAGAAAUUUGUUCACAAAUACUAUUCCAAACUAUAUAUCGGAAAAUCAGCUUUAUCAUUCUAAUAAAAAGUCUUUAUUAUUUAACUUUAGGCAUAUAUUUAUAAGCGUCUCGCAAAUAAUUAGUGUAAUAAUUUUAUCUUUAUUACCAUUUUGCUUUUUACAAAUCUAUAAUUAUACGGAAUUUUGUAAGUUAAAUUACAAUUCGUCGUUUCCCUUGCAUGUGAAACAAUAUGCUCAGAACAAUAAUCUCUUGUUACUUGGGAAACAAGAAUUUCCAUGGUGUUUGUUUAAAAUGCCAAUAGCAUAUUCCUAUGUGCAACGAAAGUAUUGGAACGUUGGCUUUUUAAGAUAUUAUCAGUUACGACAAAUUCCAAAUUUUUGUCUCGCCUUUCCCAUUUUAUAUUUAAUGAUGAAGUGCAGUAUUUGCUUCAUUAAAGAACACAAAUCAAAAUUUUAUACGCUCGAAUUUUUUACUGGUGAAACGGUAAAAGAUAAAAAUCAUCAAGUUUAUCCAAUAGAAAUGUUUGUUUUUGUAAUGCAUGGAUUAUUUUUAACACUUUUCAGUAUAUUUAUGGUACAUAUUCAAGUAAGUACGCGACUUUUAUGUUCUGCUAGUCCCAUAUUAUAUUGGUAUUGCGCCUUGGAAACAAUGCCAAAAUUGUCGAACGACAGUAAGGAAAUUGAAUACGAAAAUCACAGGAAUAUAUUAUCGAAAUGGAAAGUAUUUUUCUUCACGCAACAACAAUAUUUGUGUAUAGAAAAACUAAUUUUCGGAUAUUUUCUUGGAUAUACUAUAGUCGGUUGCUUUAUGUUUUCAAAUUUUUUACCUUGGACGUAAGGAUUGCAAGGGAUGAUUUAAUUUUUGUUACUCUUUAAAAUUACAUUAUGUGUU